GGGCAGCAGGCCACGCUCCCCCGUGUGCUGGGGCAGCGGCCGAUCCCUGCCGCAAGGCCAAGCGGGAAAACAUCUCUGUGCCAAGCCAUGGAAUGAUCCAGGUCGUUCCCAGAAACAAUGGGGAGCUGUGCUAAUAUUUCUGACUCCUCAUAUCCGUCGCUCCAAAGCAGAACAGCCUCGCCCUGUUCCUCGCCUUGGCCUGCAGGGGAGCAGCUGAAUGCCAGGAGGAACUGGGAUCGGACUCUGCUCCCGAGCACAGGCUGGGUUUGUUCCGGGGCACACUGUCCCUCCUUCCUUACAGGAAAAAGGACCCAGGGAGCAGAGAGAAGACUUUUCCUCAUUUGAUUUUACCAGGCAGGAGAAAAGGCUUGACAGCUCAGCCCCCCUCAUCAUCUGCUGGUGCCAAAAGGAUCCCAGGAACAGCAUCUGAGGAGAGAAAAUGUUUGCAGCUUAUUUUGAUUGCCCAGGAGGCCCAGAAAAUCUCUAUAUGAAAGAAGUGAUGAAACCAAAUCCAGGAGAAGGAGAAGUUCUUGUGAAGGUCUCUGCCAGUGCUCUGAAUAGGGCCGAUCUACUCCAGAGGAGAGGGAAGUACCCUCCCCCCAAAGGAGCAAGUGACAUUUUAGGCCUGGAAGCAGCUGGGAGCGUGGCUGGGCUGGGUCCCGGCUGCUCGGGCCGGUGGAAGAUCGGCGAUGCUGUGAUGGCUCUGCUGCCCGGGGGAGGCCAGGCACAGUAUGUGACAGUGCCCGAAGGCCUCCUGAUGCCAGUUCCCAAAGAUAUGACUUUUAUCCAGGCUGCAGCCAUUCCUGAAGCCUGGCUAACAGCAUUUCAGCUGCUCCACUUUGUAGGUAAAGUACAGGAGGGUGAGAAAGUGUUGAUCCACGCUGGAGCCAGCGGGGUUGGCAUGGCAGCCAUUCAGCUGGUGAGACUGGCAAAGGCCAUUCCCAUUGUGACAGCAGGAACUCAGCAGAAACUGGAAGCAACAGCAAAUGCUGGAGUGGCUGCAGGGUUCAACUACAAGAAUGAAGACUUCAGUGAAAAGGUCUUGGAGUUCACCCAAGGUUCUGGAGUAGAUAUUAUUUUAGAUUGUGUUGGGGCCUCAUACUGGGAGAAGAAUCUGAACUGUCUGAACACCGAUGGCCGGUGGAUUAUUUAUGGACUGCUGAGUGGAGGUGAAGUCCAUGGGGAUUUGCUGGCAAGGCUGAUUUCCAAAAGAGCCAGCAUCCACACGAGCCUGUUACGGUCCCGAGACAAGGAGUACAAGCAGCGGCUGGUGAGAGCCUUCACGGAGGAGGUGCUGCCCCAUUUCUCCGCGGGGGCUUCCCCGCGGCUCCAGCCCCUCGUGGACAGCGUUUACCCCCUGCACGCCAUCGCUGAGGCGCACAGAGCCAUGGAGGAAAACAGGAACAUCGGCAAAAUCGUCAUCGAAAUCCCCGUCUGCGUCAAGAAAGGGCCGCCGCAGUAGCUGCAGCGGGAGAGUCACUGCGGGGCCGCUUCUGGUCCCGAUUCGCGUGGGGGGCGAGGAGGGGGAAAGGAUAAGGAGGAAGCGUUUAUUAAAGAGGUUCAUGUGGAAAUUGCGGCACCGUGGUGCGAACGUGAGGGGCCGGGACUGAGGGCCGGGGGGCGGGGUUGAAAUAAAGGGC
Molecule: messenger RNA, 1640 nt
Organism: Passer domesticus (house sparrow)
Lineage: Eukaryota; Metazoa; Chordata; Aves; Passeriformes; Passeridae
Gene: TP53I3
Product: tumor protein p53 inducible protein 3
Exons: 7
Coding region: 440-1462 (340 amino acids)
Molecular function (GO): quinone binding; quinone reductase (NADPH) activity; NADPH binding
Source: RefSeq, a predicted model, not a curated record